This is a messenger RNA of Solea solea (common sole), 1387 nucleotides long. RefSeq names its product heat shock protein beta-1. The record is from RefSeq and is a predicted model, not a curated record. The coding region runs from base 133 to 1224 and encodes 363 amino acids. Gene Ontology annotation, molecular function: protein folding chaperone. The transcript is spliced from 4 exons. Gene Ontology annotation, biological process: protein refolding; response to heat. Lineage: Eukaryota; Metazoa; Chordata; Actinopteri; Pleuronectiformes; Soleidae.
ACAUUCCUCUGCCUCGCCACACUUGGGUUGGUGAGUCUAUCUUUUAUCAUUCCCUUGCUCACUAACUCAACUUUAAGUCCAAACGGCAGCUAUUUUUCAUCUUUUCCCAAGUUUCUGUUAUUUUUCUGGAACAUGAGUCAACAGGCAAAAACAGAGCCGUCACACGGGGGGUACAGCAGGUGUGGCCCCGGGUACCCGUUGAGAAAAUGGUGGCUGUCCAGUCGGCUUUUCAAUCAGGAUGUUGGCCUGCCGCCUUUCCUGGAGCCUGGAGUUCCUUGGUGGAGGAAUAUAGACUGGUUCCAGAGGAGUUUGGCAACCUCGGCUUGGCCAGGGUACAUACCUGCUCCACUGUAUGUGCCCUACAUCUCUGGGUCGACGCAUCAGACCAGUCAGACGAUUAGUAAGGAGCCGUGCAAGUGGAGGGUCAUCCUGGACGUGGCUCACUUCUCCCCCUCUGAGAUUUCUCUCAGUGUCAAAGAUGGAUUCCUGGUGGUUGGAGGGAAGCAUGAGGAGAGACAAGAUGAGCACGGGUUUAUUGCCAGAUCUUUCACACGGAAGUACAGGCUCCCUGAUGAAAUCGAUGGCACCAAGAUCACGUCCACACUUUCUGUUGAUGGUAUCCUGACCAUGGAAGCUCCGGUUCCAGAGGCAUCGGUUCCUGCUGCCACUAUCAUUCCCAUUAAGUUGGAGAUGGAGGCAACGGGAGAACAGGAGGAGAAACGGGAGGAAGAAGAGACCCCUGAAAAAGACUCAGAUAGUAGCAGAGGAGCAGAAGCCACAGAUUGUGUAUGUGCAGAGGAUCAUGAGGUGGAGUCUCCACUAGAGGCCCACAGUGAUCAGGUCCAACCUGACAGUGCUACAGAUGAUCUCCAGCAACACGAGGAGAGGGGGGAGCAGGAGCAGCAGGAGGAGGAAAUCCACGCAAAGAUAGCCGGAGAAGCCCACCCUUCAGUGUCUGCAGAGAUCCUUCAAGAUUCCUCUAAGCAGCACGAAGACCUGGAAAACCAAGAAAACCCAGAUACAGACGUGUCCAAACAGCCAGAACACAAAGAACCAGCCACAAAUGGAGAGAUCCAGGUGAUGGAUCCAGAUCAUGGAUCAGCUGAGGCUGCUAAGGAGAUCAACUUGCCUGAGGAGCAGGAGCUGGGCAAAGGUCCACUGAGUGAAGUCACGAGCCAGGAGCUGGAGACUCCAGACAUAAAACAAGAAGAACACACUGAGUAGACAGAAACACAGUAUCGCUCAAACGCUGCACACAAUGCAUACAGAAAAAACAGCCUGCACAGCUUUCCUUGCAUCAUGGUCUACAGAUGCAUUUUAAUCAAUAAGCAGCCAAAUAACUAUUCCUGCCUUUGGAGCUCCAAUAAAGCAAAAAGCAUGUAACAAA